This is a messenger RNA of Musca domestica (house fly), 4750 nucleotides long. RefSeq names its product AF4/FMR2 family member lilli (gene simj). The transcript has 11 exons. Bases 880 to 3867 code for a protein of 995 amino acids. Gene Ontology annotation, cellular component: NuRD complex. Gene Ontology annotation, biological process: negative regulation of transcription by RNA polymerase II. The record is from RefSeq and is a predicted model, not a curated record. NCBI's taxonomy places the organism in Eukaryota, Metazoa, Arthropoda, Insecta, Diptera, Muscidae.
UUUGUUGGUAUACAGUUGAGUUACGAAUGUCGAAUGUGCGUUACUCCGUCGCCGUCGUCCGUCGUAAAGAGAGAUUACUAAAGGAAGAAGGUGUAUGUGGUGAUUAAAGAAAUGAAUAAGUGAAAAAAAUACAAGAAGAAGAAAAAUUAAAAUUGCAAAUAAAAUGAUAAUGUAAAAGAGAAUAGAGUAAAAGAAAAAUGCCAAUUGCCGUGUAAAGCAAGAAAAAAUUGAUUUAGCAUAAAUAAAACAACGUCCUCCAAUUAGAGGUGGAUGUUAAUGUAUUUGUGACCAUCAAUAGGAUCGUCUUUUGUUUAUGAGUCUGGAAAUCUCAUCGCAUAUGUAGAAAUACAAUACAUGUUUCACAAAUAUAUAUACAUAUAUAAUAUAUAUAUAUAUAGCUAUCCAUAUUAAUUGGAAAUAAUUAAAAAAAAUGAUCAAGUAAAUAAGAUUUGUGCAAAAAGGAAAAUAAAAUGAAUUAAAUGUGGUUGUAAACGUCGCGUCACGUCAUCAUAUUCUUUGUGCUACACCAUACAACAGCAACAAAAAAAAAAACAAGUGUAACAAACCCAAUUGGACAAAACAAGAGUGCGUGCGUUCGCGUGAGUCAGUGUGUGUGUGUGUGCAUAGAAAAUAUGUAUAUUGGAAUAUAUUAGUAGAAGAUUUUUUUUCAACGUGUAUGCCAGUGAUUAAAAAAAAAUACAUAUAGAAAUCAUUCAUUAUUUUCAAUCGUAAAAAAAGUGGAAAGAAUCAUUGGGUCUGUGCAUGUGUUCUACAUUGACUUGACCAAAGCUACAUUUGCAUCUGGACGCCUAUUGUUUUUUUUUUUCUUUUUGAAAGCUCGAUUAUUCAACAUAAGCCAAAACGACGCGACGCGCGAAGAUGGCCAAAAUGGAAGUCGACGAUGUCGUCGACUUGAGUUUAGGCACUGGGCGAGACCCUGCCCUGACUAUUACACCGGCUACGGUUAGAGAUUUGAGAGCUUUGACACAAAAUUCGGGACUGACAAUAACACCAGCGCCACCUCCACCCAGUUCACCGUCGGCCACAAGCAGUACACAUGGCAAUAGCACAAAUCAAUCGUCUGCUGCUGGCGCAGGAGGAGCUGGAGGAGUAAUAGGGAGCGGUGGCGGUGGCGGUGGCAGUGGUUCCAGUACACCUACAACAAAUAACAUAUCAACAACCAUAACAAGUGUUGAUCCCUCUACCACAAAUAACAAUACAACAAAUAGCAACAACAACACAUCAUCAUCAGCAACUCCAAAUGCUACGUCAACAGCUGCCGCCGCAACACCCCAACCACCAGCCGAAGAAAACAAAGUACAGAGACGUGUCUUACGACCUCGCACCGAACCCAAAUCCUAUGCCGAGGCUCCCGAUAUUGUCCUCUUGCCAGCUCGCAUGAACGGUGGCCGUCAACAGAAUGGCAACAUCGAUUCGGAAACGGAUGAUGAAGAAAUGCCACCAUAUGUGCCCAUCAAAGAACUGACUCCCGCCGAAUUAAAGGAACGAGAAAAUGGUUUGCGUAUUUUGCGCGACGAUUUACGCAAUGAAGAAACCAAAUUGGUGUUGUUGAAGAAACUCAAACAAUCACAGCAUGUGAUGAAGGAGAAUAUUGUUGUGACACCAACAAGUGUAUCACCAUCUAAUCCAUUGGCUGCCAUUCCGACCGCCUUAACAUCUAAGGGAGCAUUGAGUGUGACACCAACGACCGCUGUACCAUUACCCGCCCAUGGUAAAAGUUCACGUUCCAAUAACAGUAACAAUAUCUCAUCAUCGGUUACCAUAAGUGCAACCAACAGCCGUUCGAAUCUUAAUUCUACAUCAGCGACAUCUUCACCUCAUCGUUCCAGUAGCAACAUCAACAGCAUUGUGGCCGGCAGCAACAACAGUAGCCACAUUGGCAACAACUCCAGCAGCAAUAACAACAAUAGCAGCAGUAGUAAUUCUAUAUUGCCACCGCCACGUUCAUCAUUGCCAGGCGGAGCAACUCUGACAGCUGGCGGUUCAUCAUCUUCCAUUAGCAUUCAAGCGGCUACAUCAUCGACACGUUCAUCAUCCUCCAGUGUACUACCGCCACGUACAAACUUACCGAAUCUCACAAUAACACCAUCGGUGACUAUAACGCCAACAUCGGCUCCGCCGUCAGGACUUAAAUCACGCAAUCAGCCUAAUAUUUCGGAUAAUUCUAAGGUACCUAAUACGAUCAACAACUCGGUAUCAAUAACACCAGCACCACCGUUGGCAUCCACACAAAAUCAACAACACAACGAUCUAAAGAAUGAUCGCUUGAAUUCCCGCGAAGAUGUACAAACUCCAGCUCAAAGGCAGGCUGCAGCCAAACUGGCACUACGUAAACAAUUGGAGAAAACUUUACUACAGAUACCACCACCUAAGCCUCCACCACCAGAGAUGCAUUUCAUACCGAAUCCCAGCAAUACAGAAUUUGUAUAUCUCUUAGGUCUAGAGACUGUGGUCGAUUAUUUAACGACAAAUAAGAAAGCAAAUGCUGUGGUGCCACCCCUGCGUUGUGCUCAGUGUAAAAUAGAUUUUACUCCCGUAUGGAAAUGGGACAAACCAAGUGGUAACAAAGAACCCAAGGUCAUAUGUGAACAAUGUGACACAUCUAAUGUUAAGAAGGCUUUGAAAGCUGAACACACCAAUCGACUGAAACAGGCCUUUGUCAAGGCAUUACAACAGGAACAAGAAAUAGAACAACGUUUAGCCACACAAAGUAGUCCAUCGCCGGUGGAUGCGCAUAUAAUGGCAUCAAUUUCAACGGCAUCGCAGCAAUCACAGGGUCAAACACAACAAUCGGUGGCAUCGGCGGCCCAUCAAUCACAACCCCAGAUGGCCCAUGCCGCUUCGACGGCAGCAGCUUUGGUUAAUUUACCACCUUCGGUAACGGUUAUACCCACCAAAUGUCAAACACCAACGCCACGACCCACACCGCCGCCAGCAAAUCAACCAACACCGCCUCCACCACCUCCAACGACACCUAGAUCGUCGCGUGUCUCCAUAUCGCACUCAUCGCAACCCAGUCCUAGUACUCCAACGCCUAGCCAAAUGCAUCACCAUCACCACCAGCAACAACAACAGCAGCAACAACAUCAGCAGCAGCAGCAACGUGAACGGGAACGUGAAAGAGAACGGGAACGAGAGCGUGAACGUGAACGAGAACGUGAAAGGGAACGUGAACGUGACCAUCAUCGUGCCGAACAACAGCAACAAAGAGCUGCCGCCGAACAGCAACAACAGCAGCAGCAGCAACAGCAACAACAAUAUGAAAAAUACUCAGCAGCUGCCUUAGCUGCUGCUGCCCAAUUAGGGGCACUUGGUUUGCCGGGUCUCAACAAUUUAGCAGGUCUAGGUGGUCUGGGCAAUUUGGGUAAUCUAGGAAAUCUUGGCCAAUUGGGUAAUUUGGCAGCGCUCGGUGGUUUAGCCAAUUUGGGAGCAGCCGCAGCAGCAACGGCAACAAACCCAGCAGCGGCGGCAGCAGCUGCAGCAGCAAAUUUAACAGCCCAUGGCAAUACAAAUCCUGCCGCUGCUGCUGCAAUGCAAGCUUUCCAUCAGCAAAUAUUUCGAGCAUUGGGUCAAGGUUUAGCAACAAAUCCUCAGCAUAUGAUGCAAUUUACACCAUUAGUAUACUAUCAAAUGGCCAUGGCUCAAGCGGCUCAAGUGGCUGCAUAUACAAAUAAAAACAAGUCUUCGUCUUCAACAUCCUCCUCUGCAUCAACAUCUAAAGCUCAGACGCCAUCAUUGGCGGACAUACAACGAGCUGCAGAAUUGCAGCGACAAUAUUUAUUAGAUAGAAAACCACCGCCAGCACCAGGACCUAGCAAUAGUCGUCAGAAUAAUUGGAAAACAUAAGUUCAGCAAUGGACUCAACAAAACACAGACACAUACAGACAGCAAUAGAAACCAGACAUAUUUAAAAUAAAAUAAUCGGAAAGGAGGCGGCGCGCCAAAAUGCAUGCUACGUAACUAUUUUUUGCUUGGCAAAAUAUUUGAAAUAAUACAAAAAAAAAAAAAAACAGAAACAUUAAAUUAUAGGAAAACUGGAACAGUUCGAGCUAUACCACAAUAUAAGAAUGACAAUUUUUCAUGGAUUUUUCUUGUAUUGAUUUCAUUUAAAAAGAAAGAACAAAUAGGAAAACCACCCCCCUCCCCCUUUGUUUGUUGGAGCAGAAAGAAAAACGAAAAUCACAGCUAAGCUUGCUCGAUUAUUUUCGUUUUUUCGUAGGACAGAAUUGCAUGUUUCAAAUGCAUGUAAAUCGUUUAUCCAUUAUUAUUAUUAUUACGUCUUUUUUUUAACAAUAAUAAAAAAACAAAAUAAAAAAGAAUUUUAUUUAUCAUUGUGUAUAGUAUAAAUAAAAUAAUUAUUAUCGUUUUAAAAUUUUUAUUUUCCAUACUUAGAUGAUAUAUACUCUACACCACCAUCACCACCACCAUUGACAAAUUAUUAAGAAUUUCUAGUUAUUUUUUUUUCUCUUUAAAUAUAAAUAUGUAAAAUAAUGUACUUUUUCAAAUCAUUAGAGACCCCCUUUAAUUAAAUUUUAAAACUAUUUGUAUAUUACUAUAUGAUAAUUAUUGUGGCGAAAAUAUUAAGGUUAUUUUUUCCUGUUUUGUAAUGCCUUCCUUCUAAUACAAAAUAUUGAUUAUUAAGCUGGGCCUCGAAAGAAAAAUAAACAAAUGAAAUAUUUCAAUCAUUCUUACAUAGCAUUGUAAUAAACAAAUAAUAUUCCCAUAUGAA